UCCCCAAACCUUUCCCCUUCUCUCUCUCUCUCUCUCUCUCUCUCCUCCAUUCAGAUCCGCAUCACACAGCGCCCGCCGAUCGAAGAAGCCAAGCAGCCAGCCCGAACACAGCUACGCGAGCCACCGCACCGAUCCCACCGCCCGAGGCCCGAUCCAGCGCCACCACCGCCGGCCAGGGCUCGCCCUCGCCCCGCCCGGCAUGGCCUCCUCCACCGCGUCGUGGUCGCGCUACGGCGCCGUCCCCACUUCUGCCCCGCCUCCGCCGGCCGGGCCGGAGGACCUCGCGGUGGCGGACGGCGAGGCGGCGGCGCCGUCAUCGUCUUCACCGGCGACUGCGGCGGAGGCCGGGGUCGCCUUCUUCUCCCGCGCGCGGGCGUACGCGGGCGCCGCGGCGGGGCGGCCGCGCGCGUGGCGGGAGGUGCUGGACCCGACGGCGUUCUCGCGCCCCGACAGCUGCUGGGAGGCCCGGGCGCGGGCGCGCCGGAACCUCGCCUACUUCCGCGCCAACUACGCGCUGGCGGCGCUCGUGCUCGUCUUCCUCGGCCUCGUCUACCGCCCCGUGUCCAUGCUCGUGUUCCUGGCGCUCUUCGUCGCCUGGCUGGGCCUCUACUUCGGCCGCGGCGAGGGGGAGCCGCUCGUCUGCCUCCGCCGCGAGGUGGACGACCGCGUCGUGCUGGUCGUGCUCUCGGCCGCCACGGUGCUCGCCGUCGCGCUCACCCGCGCCGGGCUCAACCUCCUCGUCUCGCUCGUCGUCGCCGCCGCCGUCAUCGGCUUGCACGCCGCGUUCAGGGUGAACUACUACCUCGACGAGAGGGACGCGUUCGAUGUCGCUGGCACCUCGUUCACGGAUAGUGGAUACGGCUACACGCUCCCGAGAUGAUGAUAGAGGCGGGCAAUUCGGCUGAUGAGAUUGUUGAUUGUGUCCUUGAGGCAGGGGGAUUCUUGGUGGUUCUGAACUUCUGAUCCAUCCGUGGGAUUUUGCAAGGUGUUCUUGUAAGCUGUAAUGUUCUUACUAUUCUUGCAGCGUGUUCUUAACUUGAUUUGUAGUUUACAUGCUGUGUAUAGCCAUUUUCGUGUUCCUUUUGAUUUCGCAAUAGCAUUGUGUAAUUUGAGUGCAAUUCUGAGGUGAUUGGGAUUUGGGAUGAUUUAAAGAUGUUUUGUAGAAAGACUAGUUGUAAAGCAUCCCUGCUCAUGCAGGUAAAGUGGUAAACUGUUAA
Molecule: messenger RNA, 1217 nt
Organism: Setaria italica (foxtail millet)
Lineage: Eukaryota; Viridiplantae; Streptophyta; Magnoliopsida; Poales; Poaceae
Product: PRA1 family protein E
Exons: 1
Coding region: 200-880 (226 amino acids)
Biological process (GO): vesicle-mediated transport
Cellular component (GO): endoplasmic reticulum; Golgi apparatus
Source: RefSeq, a predicted model, not a curated record